Messenger RNA from Cynara cardunculus var. scolymus (artichoke), 677 nucleotides. RefSeq names its product zinc finger protein ZAT7-like. NCBI's taxonomy places the organism in Eukaryota, Viridiplantae, Streptophyta, Magnoliopsida, Asterales, Asteraceae. The record is from RefSeq and is a predicted model, not a curated record. The coding region runs from base 49 to 498 and encodes 149 amino acids. Gene Ontology annotation, biological process: response to chitin. The transcript has a single exon.
AACAAUUCACCAAAUAAUUUCUGAAGUUUUGUAAAAUUAAGCAGUGAAAUGAAGAGAAAUUGGGAGAACGACAGAGAGAUAGAGAACUUAGCCAUGGCCAAUUGCUUGACGCUCCUCAAUCGUGUUGGUCAAUCCGGAUCGGGUAGGGUUUUCCAUUGCAAGACAUGCAACAAGCAGUUCUCAACGUUCCAAGCGCUCGGAGGCCACCGUACCAGCCACAAGCGGCCUAAAUCGACCGAUGAAACGCCGGCGAAGGCGAAGACACAUGAAUGUUCGAUUUGCGGAUUGGAGUUCGAACUCGGGCAGGCAUUGGGAGGUCACAUGCGAAGGCAUCGUGAUGCUCUGGCGGAGAAGAGUGUUCGGACGAAAGUGGCGGUGACGGUGGUAGAGGAGGUAGACGGCGGAAGGAGAGGAUUGUGUUUGGAUCUGAAUUUGACGCCCUUUCAGAACAAAGUGAAGAUCUGGAGACGUAGUGGAACGGCGGCCAUUGCUAUUUAGCAUUCGGCUAGUUUCAUAUGCAAACUAUAUGAACGGAAUGCACCAUAUAUAUACUCUUGUUUGUUAUAUAUUUUUUUUAAUUUAAUUAAUAAGGAUACCAUCUAUACUUCGAAUGGUUAAAAUGGUAUGGUUGUGUUUGAUAACAAUUACGUUGCAUGACCACAACCAACCGAUACGAG